This is a messenger RNA of Rubroshorea leprosula, 2265 nucleotides long. The record is from the annotation of a GenBank genome assembly. Lineage: Eukaryota; Viridiplantae; Streptophyta; Magnoliopsida; Malvales; Dipterocarpaceae.
GGCAUGGCGGCAGCGAACGAUCGUUGCAGACAUUACUGAAGUUGUGUUACUGCCCAAAUCACGAAACCUGCAGAAAUGCAGAAGGCCAUGGUGAGAGGAACAUCAAGAACUAUGCUUUCUUUCUCUCUUCUUUCCACAACCAAACUCUCCUGCAACUACCCAUUUCUCAAAAUUCCCAGACCCACUAGGGUUUUUCCAGGGUUUAGGCCGCUAUGCACCGUCACAACCACAGCAACCCCAGUUCCAGUCAUUGAGCCGGACCAAAUAAGGCAUGAAAUGCUUCUUGAAAGAUUGAGACUUAGACACCUCAAGGGUUCUGCUAAACCCCUACAAACCAAAACCCAAGAGCGAGUGAGGACUUCUGAGAAGGAGAAUGAUGUAUAUGAUGGGAAGAAGAAGAAGAAGAAAGUGGUGGUGGGGAGUUUCGAGGAGUUGGGGUUGAGUGAGGAAGUAAUGGGUGCUGUGAGGGAGAUGGGAAUUGAGGUUCCUACGGAGAUUCAGGGUAUGGGGAUCCCUGCUGUUUUGGAAGGGAAAAGUGUGGUGUUGGGAUCUCAUACUGGGUCCGGAAAGACUCUCGCUUACAUGUUGCCUCUUGUUCAGCUGCUGAGAAGGGAUGAGGCCACCUUGGGUAUGCUAAUGAAGCCCAGGCGUCCUCGAGCUGUUGUGCUAUGUCCCACUAGGGAGCUAUCUGAGCAGGUUUUUCGUGUGGCAAAGUCUAUUAGUCAUCAUGCACGAUUUAGGUCUACCAUGGUCAACGGUGGAGGCCGGUUGAAGCCACAGGAGGAUUCAUUGAAUAAUCCAAUAGACAUGGUUGUUGGGACACCUGGCAGGGUUCUCCAACAUAUUGAGGAUGGGAAUAUUGUUUAUGGUGACAUCAAAUACUUGGUUUUGGAUGAGGCAGACACAAUGUUUGACCGUGGCUUUGGACCCGACAUUCGCAAGUUCCUUGGCCCACUAAAAAAUCGUGCAUCAAAAUCCAAUGGCCAAGGAUUUCAAACCAUUCUAGUUACUGCAACAAUGACAAAGGCGGUGCAAAAGCUGAUUGAUGAGGAAUUUCAAGGAAUAGAACAUUUGCGGACAUCAACACUGCACAAAAAAAUAGCAUCUGCUCGCCAUGAUUUCAUCAAACUUUCAGGUUCUGAAAACAAGCUGGAAGCAUUGUUGCAGGUUCUUGAGCCAAGUUUGGCUAAGGGGAACAGAGUGAUGGUAUUCUGUAACACAUUAAACUCUAGCCGUGCUGUGGAUCACUUCCUUGGAGAAAAUCAGAUCUCUACUGUUAACUACCAUGGUGAGGUUCCAGCAGAACGAAGGGUAGAAAACCUGAAUAAGUUCAAGAGUGAUGAUGGAGACUGUCCCACAUUGGUCUGUACGGACUUGGCAGCUAGAGGACUGGACUUGGAUGUUGAUCAUGUUAUAAUGUUUGAUUUCCCUUUGAACUCUAUUGACUACCUUCACCGCACAGGGAGAACUGCUCGUAUGGGUGCAAAAGGGAAAGUGACAAGUUUGGUGGCAAAAAAGGACCUUUUGUUGGCUGAACGGAUUGAGGAAGCAAUAAGAAAGAAUGAAAGCUUGGAAUCUCUAACUACUGAUAAUGUCCGUAGGGAUGUUGCAAGGGCUCGAAUAACUGAGCAGAAGGGGAAGAAUACUAAAUUAAUCAGGGCGUUGAAUCAGAAGAAGAGUAAAUCUAUGCCUGGACAGACAUCAGGGAAGAAGCCAUCAAUAGCAAAACCAACAAAAGCAUCUUCUACAGCAAAACCUUCAAAGGUGAAAGUAAAAGCAUCUUCUCCAGCAAAACCUUCAAAGACGAAAGUAAACGCAUCAUCUCCAGCAAAACCCUUGAAGGCAAAAGUUAAGCUGUCAAAACCAUUAAAAAGGGAAAAAUCAUCUUCAGUCACAAAGAAUAGAAAGUCCAGCGCUGUCAAUUCUACUGCUAGAAAACUUAGUGUUGUUGGGUUCAGGGGACGGGCUUCUUCUAACAAGAAAGAAUUGUUUAGGGGUAGUUGAUUCUUGCCAAAUUUCUCAAUCAACUUGUACUGGAAUGCCUUUCAACAAAUGAGAUUUGCAAUGAAUUUUUUUUGGGUACAGUGCAUUGAAAUUAUUUAAUACGUGUUAGCCAACUCUCCAAUGGUACCAAAAUUUUCUCUGGCAGGUAUAUUUCAAUUUCUUUUGCAGAUAAAUCAUAUAUGGAGAUUAAUUAUUUUAUGCAGGGAUUGGUUUUUGCCACUGAGACAGUAGGUUUGCGCAUGACUGGACAUUUCAUACUUU